Messenger RNA from Pestalotiopsis fici W106-1, 798 nucleotides. RefSeq lists its product as uncharacterized. The transcript has 6 exons. The record is from RefSeq and is a predicted model, not a curated record. Lineage: Eukaryota; Fungi; Ascomycota; Sordariomycetes; Amphisphaeriales; Sporocadaceae. Bases 1 to 798 code for a protein of 265 amino acids.
AUGCCACCCAGCGCCGCCGCGGAUUCUCCGGAGCACGUUAUGCCUGGCUCGCUGUGGCCGCGGGAGACGGUGAAGGGGCAACUGCCGCCAUUGGUUCCGGCGACAUUGCCCGAGGACGACUCGGGCUGGGAUGCCAAUCUUCUCGGUUCUUUUUACCAAGGUCGCGUUAGAGAACCCGAGCGAAGGCAUAGCGGUUGGGCGGCCGUCGAGAAGAAAUGGGAACAACGCCAGGUGCAAGAAGCAAAACAGACCGAUGAACGGCCGCUUUCCAAAGAGUCUGCAGAAAUUAUGAGCCAACUGCAUCCAGGAUUAUCGCUUCCGCCACCGCGAUUGGAAGCCGACUUUCGCAUGAAGGUUGUGUUGAGCUCUAAUGUAGCAACAUUAGCAGUUGGCGAUGGGUUCAAGAAGUUGACGACCUUUACUGAAGGUGUUUGGUCUGGAAAUGUUGGUACUGGAAGUGUUGUGGAUGGUGGCCAGGAUAGCGUGGACAUGAGUUUUGGGAAUUCUUAUGGCACGCAAGUUGAGGCAAAAUUCAAGUUAAAGACAAACGAUGAGCCACCCGCCAUCAUCGAAUGCAAAGCUCGCGGCGUUCGCACUGGAUCCGAAGCUGUUAUGAAUGCCCUGGAGCAUGAGGAGCAGGCACUCGCAAUCGACCCAAGGCAAUAUCGGCACCGCAUGGUAAUCAAUAUGAGGACAAAUGAUCCGCGGUAUGCAGACAAGGUCAAUUUUGAGAUCUGGGUGGGCACAUGCCUGUGGCGAGGAUCUGAACUCAUAUAUGACGCCUAUAAAAUCCGGUAA